Messenger RNA from Gastrolobium bilobum, 1118 nucleotides. RefSeq names its product histone H2B-like. The record is from RefSeq and is a predicted model, not a curated record. Gene Ontology annotation, biological process: nucleosome assembly. Bases 84 to 854 code for a protein of 256 amino acids. NCBI's taxonomy places the organism in Eukaryota, Viridiplantae, Streptophyta, Magnoliopsida, Fabales, Fabaceae. Gene Ontology annotation, cellular component: nucleosome. Gene Ontology annotation, molecular function: protein heterodimerization activity; DNA binding; structural constituent of chromatin. The transcript is spliced from 2 exons.
UCAUCACACAUAGCAUUCUUUUUUGAACACUCGCGGGAACGCACUUUUUCGCCUGAUCAACAGAAGAAUCUCGAAGUUCAUCCAUGGCUCCAAGACCGGCGGAGAAGAAACCGGCGGAGAAAAAGCCAAAGGCGAAGAAGAAGAUCUCUAAGGAUGGUGGCAGCGAUAAGAAGAAGAAGCGCGUGAAGAAGAGCGUUGAGGCUCACAAGAUUUACUUCUUCAAGGCGCUGAAGCAGGUUCACCCUGGCAUCGGCAUUUCCGGCAAGGCCAUGGGGAUCAUGAACAGCUUCAUCAACGAUAUCUUCGAGAAGCUCGCACAGGAGGCAUCGCGUUCGGCUCGCUACAACAAGAAGCCAACGAUCACAUCGAGGGAGAUCAGGACGGCGGUGCCAUUGGUGCUUCCCGGUGAAUUGGCUAAACACGCCGUUUCUGAGGGAACCAAGGCCGCAGAGAAGAAACCGGCAGAGAAAAACCCGAAGGCCGAGAAGAAGAUCUCGAAGGAAGGUGGCAGCGACAAGAAGAAGAAGCGCGUGAAGAAGAGCGUUGAGACUUACAAUGAUUACAUCUUGGAGGUGCUGAAGCAGGUUCGCCCUGACAUGGGCAUUUCCCCCGAGGCCAUGGGGAUCAUGAACAGCUUCAUCAACGAUAUCUUGGAAAAGUUCGCUCAGGAGGCAUCGCGUUCGGCUCGCUACAACAAGAAGCCAACCAUGACAUUGAGGGAGAUCCAUACGGCGGUGCCAUUGUUGCUUCCCGGUAAAUUGGCUAAACACGCCGUUUAUGAGGGAACCAAGGCCGUUAACGAAUACACCGUCUCUUAUAUUACGAAUUUGAUGGAUGAUUUAUUGCAUUUAUGAGAUCUAGGUUUUGUGUGAAAUUUAGGAUAUAGAUGUAGUGUUCCGAACGAAUAAAUCUUUACUGUGCACCAAAGAUUCAGUACAUUCCCGGUAAAGUUAUUUUUUUUCUGCCAAAUUUUUAUGCUCCCAUGAGUGGAAUGCACUGAAUCUUGUGAUACAGUUGCACUAAAGAUUUAUUCGUUCGUUCUGAACAGUUUGUUGAUGGAUGGUUUUUUUUUUUUUUGUAAGUGUGAAUUCAAAACGACAUAGGGAAAUACUUUCUCC